CGAGGGUCAAAGUUGAGAUGUCAAGUACCGGAUGUUACAUAGUUUCGAGAGUUUAGCGUCGUGUGUGGCAAAAAUCUUCUAGAUUAGCGUUUAGAUAUCGCCUUAGACACUUACAUGUAGCUUUACAAACAAGCUACAAUGAAGACAUGGUUGUGGCAAAGUGAAUUGUAAAAAGCCACUAGCUAUGGGCAGUAUGCCAGCCAGCCUGCUACAGUGCCAGGUGCUAGUGCUGAUACUUGCCAGUCUAGCAGGAUCGGACUGCCCAAGCCUGGGUCCUAUACAGCAGAUAACCUGCGGGGAUGGUACAUGCACGCUACUGGAGUGGGUGUGUAAUGGAGUAGAGGACUGUGGGGAUGGUACAGAUGAGACAGCUGCUACCUGCCAAGGAGAAAAUCCGUGUUUAAGCCAUCCUUGUCUGUACGGAGGGACAUGUGAGGCACACAACAGGACAGACUUGCAACUCGCGUUCUACACCUGUACCUGUCCUCCGCUCUACACAGGUGACAACUGUGGUACCAUCAUCCGGGACACCAACAUCACCAGGCGUUGUCAUCCACAGCCAUGUUACAAUGGUGGCACCUGCCAUGAGGAGGCAGAUGGCUUCAGCUGCAGCUGUCCAGCAGGUGUUACAGGUGCCCUGUGUGAGACUGACGUAGAUGAGUGUGACUAUGACUCUCAGCUGUGCAGGCCUGGUGGUGUCUGUAUCAACCUCUAUAACAACUACAGCUGUGCGUGCCAUCCUGGCUUCAGUGGGCCUCUCUGCCAAACAUACAACCCCUGUACAAGUCACCCCUGCAAACAUGGUGGUCAAUGCAGCGUAGACCAAAACAUGUUCCAGUGCCAGUGUCCAGCUGGGUACCAGGGCAGACUGUGUGAGGUGGAGGUUGUAGCUUGUAGCAGCGCCCCCUGUCAGCAUGGUGGGACCUGCACCGACACACAGGAUGGUUUCAGCUGUAUCUGCCCACCUGGUCAAACAGGCAGGACAUGUGCAGACCAGGUUGACUCGUGUGCAUCUGAACCAUGUACAAAUGGAGGCACCUGUUUGGGAGGCUGGGGAAACUUUACCUGCCUCUGUACCCCGGAAUACGCAGGACUACAGUGUGAGAGGCCACAGCUGUGCUCAUAUCGGCACUGUGUGGAUGGAGUAAACUCGUACAGCUGUGUAUGUGAUGUUGGCUACCAGGGACAGCACUGUCAGGAACAGCUUCAGCUGUGUCAGCCAAACCCCUGCAGAAAUCACGGCUUCUGCUGUGCCUAUGGCCAACCAUGUGGACAGCAUUUACAACCUGGAGAGAGAGAGUGUUACUGCGCCAAUGGCUACACAGGACAGUUUUGUCAGGUGGAGCUUGAUGAAUGCAGCCAGCCUGAUGUGGACCCUCCCUGUCUGAAUGGUGGUUUGUGUGUGGAUGCUAUAGGUGACUACAGCUGCCUGUGUGCAGCAGGUUACACAGGUGCCAGGUGCGAGGUAGCUGCCCCAUGUGCCAUGCAGCCGUGCGGAACAGGACAGUGUGUGGAGACAUCAGGAGCAACCUACUCCUGCGCCUGUCCCCCUCACCUCACGGGACAACACUGUCAAACACUGCUCCAUCCAUGUAACAGAACUGACACACCUUGUGGACAGAAUGGGCAGUGUCAUUCCGAUGGACAGUCCUUUAUGUGUGUUUGUUUAGCUGGGUAUACAGGACAAUACUGCGAUGUACCCAUGUCUACAGUAACGCCAUCUACCAGCACUACGUCUUGGAUACAGGAAACGACUGUUUUAUCAAGUACCUCAGUUCCUGUGCAGACAUCUGCACCCACACAGAUGGUGUCCGAGGCACCAACACAGAUGGUAUCUACAGCAUCAACACAGAUGGUGUCUACAGCAUCAACAGAAAUGAUAUCUGCAGCACCAACGCAGAUGGUAUCUACAGCAUCAACAGAGAUGAUAUCUGCAGCACCAACGCAGAUGGUAUCUAUAGCAUCAACAGAGACGAUAUCUGCAGCACCAACACAGAUGGUAUCUACAGCAUCAACAGAGACGAUAUCUGCAGCACCAACACAGAUGGUAUCUACAGCAUCAACAGAGACGAUAUCUGCAGCACCAACACAGAUGGUAUCUGCAUCAUCAACAGAGACAGCAUCUGUGGCACCAACGCAGAUGGCAUCUGAUGCACCAACGCAGAUGGCAUCUGAUGCACCAACACAGAUGGCAUCCACGGCACCAACACAGAUGAUGUCCACGGCAACAACACAGACAAUUUCUACAGCACCGCCCUCACCAUGUGACAGCAAUCCCUGUCAGAAUGGUGGCAGUUGUGAUGUUGACAGCCUGGGCUGGUUCUGUACAUGCAUAGAUGAUUGGCUGGGACAGAUGUGUGAGCUGGACCCCUUUGUGUGUAUACCAGACCCGUGCGUACAAGGCUUCUGCUUCCCUCUGAACGGAGCUGCGUUCUGUGACUGUUUCCACGGCUUUACGGGGACCUGGUGCGAGGUCGCUAUCGUUGACUGCGACCCCGACCCCUGUGUUUUUGGUCGGUGUUCCGUAGGUGAACAGGGGUUUUACCAGUGUGAGUGUGAGCCGGGCUAUGGUGGUGUAAACUGUUCAGAAACUGUUUCUGUGUGUGCCAGCCAGCCAUGUCUGAACGGAGGCACUUGUGUGGAGGACAACAAUGCAAGCUUCAACUGUUCAUGUGCUGAUGGUUUUAUCGGGGAUGUAUGUGAGGUUGAGGACAGGUGUGCCCAGCAGAGAUGCCGCAAUGGCGGAACUUGCAUCAUGUCUGGGGUAGAUUUCAGGUGUGAUUGUCCAUCUGGUUACUAUGGAGAUGAGUGUGAGCAGGUGGACUGGUGUGCUGACCACCCCUGUCAGAACAAUGGGACGUGCUCAUUGCAAACCAGUCCAGACAGUUCCCUACCCUACUCCUGUCUCUGUCUACCACAGUACUUUGGAGCCCACUGUGAGUUGAGGGAUGCCUGUACUGGUGUACCCUGUGGGAAUGGGACCUGCGUUAGUCUUAACAACAGUACCAGCCAGCCUGAGUACCGGUGUCAGUGUCAGCCAGGAUAUUCAGGAGAUAGCUGUAACAUCAGUGCAUGUGAUGGAAACAGAUGUCAACACAACGGUCGCUGUCUGCUGAAUGAAGAUGGCCAGGCCAGAUGUUUAUGUAGGCACAACUACACAGGAAACGACUGUUCACAAGACCAGUUCAUCUCUGUGGCACAGUUCCAUGGGCAGAGCUACCUGCAGUACCCCCAGGAGCUAGCAGUUGUAUCCAGUAGAGAGACCAGACUUGCUAUGGUGGUGAAAACAACUCAGGAGAACUGUUUACUGGUCUGGUUGGGAGACCCUCAGGGUUUUGGAGACUUCCUGUCCUUGGGGAUCUACCAGGGUCAGUUUGAGUUCAGGUUCAAUCUCGGAGACGGUAUUGCAGAAAUUACCGCAUCCACUGUUACCAUCAACAAUGGACAAUAUUGGCGGAUCUUCCUCGACAGGAGUGACAGAGAAGGUGAAAUGACAGUAACAUCCCUUGAUGGGACACACCUGGUCUUCACUUCUAUGUCACCAGGGGGCGCUAUUGGCCUGAAUGCUGUCAACAACAAUCUUUAUGUUGGUGGCCAUCCUAGCGCAGCUACGCAGGUGUCUGCUGGGCGCUACACCUCAGGACUGGUGGGGUGUGUAGCAUCGCUAGAGUUUCCUAACGGUGGAACGGACUUCGACUUACAGCUAAGCGCUACAGAUGGUCUGGAUAUCAGCAACUGUCCAGUCUGACACUCAGUAGUGAACAUCUUAUAGACUACUAGAAAUGCUUUUUCUUAUUUCUCUUCUUUUACAUAAAAAAGUCACCUCUCAAGUAACAAAAUUACUUACUCGUUUGUCAUUGGGGUAAGCAAAUUUUUCAGUGCUUAAUUUUAUGCAGUGAGUUUUGUUUUCUUAUGUUUCUUUCUUUCUUCGGUAUUGCAUUACAAUGUUCUUUCUUCUAGAAUAUUAUUCUUGAAGUACAAGCUUGUGGUAGAAUUUUUCCCAAUGUGAUGUUGCAUUAUGAUUCAAGAUCUUGAAUGUCUUAGGCUGCUCAAGAAAGGAUGCUCUGACACCAAGAAUAUUUUUCUUAUAAUAUUAAGAGAAUUUAGCAUUAAAAACGAAAGUUUGUAGUAAUAAUUUAAUAUUAGUUCCUAGUAAUUCUUGUUUCUUAUAAGAUCCAUGCUUUUCAGCCAUGACUACCAUUCUUCCCAAAUUACUAAAAUUUUGGUUGCCUACAGCCAGUCAUCUAUUGUAACAUGGCAACAUUCUGUCAGUAAAGAGUGAAAAAAAAGAUGGGCACAGAUAAACAGUUUUCAAAAUAGAAACCAAAAACAUAUUGUCACAGACAACAGAUCUUUAAUUCUGCAGUCCUAUCUGUGAUAGGAUGUUGAUAAUUCAAAGUGCAAUUGAGAACCAAUGUUGCUAAUUUAUUGUUUUAUCUUACCUUGUUGAUUAUACACAUAUCAGGCUGUAAUUAGCAUAUUUUAAUCUAAAAUAUGAUAUUCUCUAUCAAAAUUGUAUUGUAUAUACUUGUGUGAAAGUAGUUUUCUUUGGCAGGAUUUAAUAUUUACAUUUCAUAAUAAAUUAUGUAAAUGACUGCCAAAUUACAUAAAUACAUUCUAUUCUUAAAUGUCGUGAUGAAAACAAUAUUAUUAUGUAUGCAUAUCAAGCCCUAAUCUGUUUAACUUAUUGUGAAUAUCUCAAUGUAAGCUACCCCGUUUUAGUUAUUCACUAUGAAAAGUUUUUAACAAAAAUGCCUGGUCUGUAGUUUCAGCUAACGAAGCUACUGUGAAUGAAUAACUGUUAGACAAAAUGAUAGAAAUCACGAUUUUAAUUUACGUAAUUCUUGUCAGUAAUUUACAUCUGCUGGGGAAAGUUUCAUACACAGUUUAAUUUAUGUUGAUUCAUGAUUUACUUGAUGUCAGGUCAAUGUCUAUUUUCCGUCCAGAAAUACAAUAAAGAGUUUCCAUGUA
Molecule: messenger RNA, 4971 nt
Organism: Branchiostoma floridae (Florida lancelet)
Lineage: Eukaryota; Metazoa; Chordata; Leptocardii; Amphioxiformes; Branchiostomatidae
Product: neurogenic locus notch homolog protein 2-like
Exons: 21
Coding region: 185-3748 (1187 amino acids)
Biological process (GO): establishment or maintenance of epithelial cell apical/basal polarity; heterophilic cell-cell adhesion
Cellular component (GO): protein-containing complex; plasma membrane
Molecular function (GO): protein binding; calcium ion binding
Source: RefSeq, a predicted model, not a curated record